AUGACUGUUGACCUAACUGAACCAAUAACUCCACUAACUCAAUAUCUUGAGAAAAGAAAGCCUUUGUAUAUUGAGCUUUUUACUAAAGAUCUCUUUGAGAAAAAAAUCUUUCACAAGAUCAUGAAAAUGCAAAAACUUAUCAUGAAGUUCGGUGUCUUAAUUGUUUGUAAGAAAAAGAAAAUUUGGCUUCAUAAAAUUGAUUCUAAUACAAUUAAUCUUUGGCGUCAUAUAAAAGUUCAUCAUCUAGAAAAAGAUCUAAGGCCUAACAAAAAAGCAAAAAAAUCAGUAGCAGAAGAUCAAAAUACAUUAGAUAAAUUCAUAGGUCAGAUAAAGAUUCCUUUUAAAGCAAGUAUAAUUAAAUAA
Funneliformis geosporum is the source of this 363-nucleotide messenger RNA. NCBI's taxonomy places the organism in Eukaryota, Fungi, Glomeromycota, Glomeromycetes, Glomerales, Glomeraceae. The record is from the annotation of a GenBank genome assembly.